GCAGCAGCAGCAGCGGCAGCCUCGGCGGCGGGUUUCGCGCUGCAGUGCUGGCGGCAGGUUCGCGGCUGGGGUGGGCGCCGCGGACCCGGACAAGAGGACAAGCACCUGGAACCCGGCCGCAGCCCACGACUUUGCGACCCAGCGGCGGCGUUGCUGCUGCGGGACUCGGGCGCGCGGCCCGGCGGGACCGAGGACGGCGGGGCGGCAGGGCGCGGGCGCCGCGGGCCGGGCCGCGCCAGAUGAUGGAUUUGGAUGUGCUUCUAUGAAGAAAUGCCACGUGUCUCUACUGGUCCAAGAACGAACAUGUCCAGACUACUGCCACCUUAGGGGACUAGGGCUUGGUGACAGCGCUUCCCGGGGAAUCAGGCGUGGUCUGACCCAGGAACAGGAAGCACAUCGUCACCAAUGACAUCAUGACAGCAAGAGAGCACAGCCCUCGCCAUGGCACCAGAGCCCGUGCAAUGCAGCGGGCUUCCACCAUCGAUGUGGCAGCCGACAUGCUUGGCCUCUCUCUGGCAGGAAGUAUACAAGAUCCAGAUGAGCCCAUUCUAGAAUUCAGCUUAGCUUGCAGUGAGCUGCAUACGCCAUCGCUAGAUCGAAAACCAAAUAGCUUUGUAGCAGUGAGUGUGACCACCCCACCCCAGGCGUUCUGGACGAAGCACGCGCAGACGGAGAUCAUUGAGGGAACCAACGAUCCUAUAUUUCUAAGCAGUAUUGCCUUCUUUCAAGACUCUCUUAUCAAUCAGAUGACACAGAUCAAGCUCUCCGUGUAUGAUGUCAAGGAUAGAUCUCAGGGAACAAUGUACUUGCUGGGCUCUGGAACAUUUGUCGUCAAAGAUCUGCUCCAGGACAGGCAUCAUAGGUUGUAUUUAACACUAAGGUCUGCGGAGAGCGACCGAGUGGGCAACAUCACCGUGAUGGGCUGGCAGAUGGAGGAGAAGUCAGACCAGCGGCCCCCCGUGACCCGGUCUCUGGACACCGUCAACGGGCGGAUGGUUCUGCCUGUUGACGAGAGCUUGACCGAGGCCUUGGGAAUCCGAUCCAAAUACGCUUCGUUGCGAAAAGACACUUUACUGAAAUCGGUGUUCGGCGGUGCCAUCUGCCGCAUGUACCGGUUCCCGACCACCGAGGGCAACCACCUGCGGAUCCUGGAGCAGAUGGCGGAGAGCGUGCUGUCCCUGCACGUGCCCCGGCAGUUCGUGAAGCUCCUGCUGGAGGAGGACGCGGCCAGAGUGUGUGAACUGGAAGAGCUGGGGGAACUGUCCCCUUGCUGGGAGAGCCUCCGGCGCCAGAUCGUCACUCAGUACCAGACCAUCAUCCUCACGUACCAGGAGAACCUGACCGACCUCCAUCAGUACAAAGGUCCCUCGUUCAAAGCAAGCAGUUUGAAAGCAGAUAAAAAGUUAGAAUUUGUUCCCACGAACUUACACAUACAGAGGAUGAGAGUUCAGGACGAUGGAGGAUCAGAUCAGAACUACGACAUCGUCACCAUCGGAGCGCCAGCAGCACACUGCCAAGGCUUUAAGUCAGGAGGUCUCCGUAAAAAGCUGCACAAAUUUGAAGAGACCAAGAAACAUACGUCAUCCAGCUGUCAGUCCAUCAUCUACAUACCACAGGACAUCGUCAGAGCCAAGGAGAUCAUCGCCCAGAUCAACACCCUGAAAACCCAAGUGAGUUACUAUGCAGAGCGGCUCUCGAGGGCGGCCAAGGACAGAUCUGCCACUGGCCUCGAAAGAACACUCGCCAUCUUAGCAGACAAGACCCGGCAGCUGGUCACCGUGUGCGACUGCAAGCUGCUGGCCACCUCCAUCCACGGGCUGAAGGCGGCCCGGCCCGACUACAUCGCCUCCAAGGCCUCGCCCACCUCCACGGAGGAGGAGCAGGUGAUGCUGAGGAACGACCAGGACACCCUCACGGCCCGGUGGUCGGGCAGGAACAGCCGGUCUUCCCUGCAGGUCGACUGGCACGAGGAGGAGUGGGAGAAGGUUUGGCUGAACGUGGACAAGAGCCUGGAGUGCAUCAUCCAGCGGGCAGACAAGCUGCUGCAGCGGGAGCGCCUGCGGGGCGAGGGCUGCGACCACGGCCUCCCCGGCGCCGGCAGCUGCGCGGGCAGGAAAGGUAACCGGGGCAGCCAGGCCUACUGGAUCCGACCGGAGGACCCCCUCUGCGACACGCCCCCCUCACCACGCCCCCCCGACGCAUGCCGCCCUCACCCGACCACACAUGGCAGUCCCCCUCCUGAAGAGUCCAGCCCAGGUGAGUGGAGCGAGGCCCUGUACCCCCUGCUGACCACCCUCACGGACUGCGUGGCCAUGAUGAGCGACAAGGCCAAGAAGGCGAUGGUCUUCCUGCUCAUGCAGGACAGCGCGCCCACCAUCGCCACCUUCCUGGGCCUGCAGUACCGCCGCGACGUGGUCUUCUGCCAGACGCUGACCGCGCUCAUCUGUGGCUUCAUCAUCAAGCUGAGGAACUGCCUGCACGACGACGGCUUCUUGCGGCAGCUCUACACCAUCGGGCUGCUCGCCCAGUUUGAGAGCUUGCUGAGCACCUACGGGGAGGAGCUGGCUAUGCUGGAGGACAUGAGCCUUGGGAUCAUGGACUUGAGGAACGUGACCUUCAAAGUCACUCAGGCCACUUCUAAUGCGUCAACCGACAUGCUGCCCGUCAUCACAGGAAAUCGGGAUGGCUUUAACGUGCGGAUCCCCCUGCCGGGCCCCCUGUUUGACGCUCUGCCCCGGGAGAUCCAGAGCGGGAUGCUGCUGCGGGUGCAGCCCGUGCUCUUCAACGUGGGCAUCAACGAGCAGCAGACGCUGGCCGAGAGGUUUGGCGACACAUCUUUACAAGAAGUUAUCAACGUGGAGAGCUUGGUGCGGUUAAAUUCCUACUUCGAGCAGUUUAAGGAAGUUUUGCCAGAGGACUGCCUACCUCGAUCUCGGAGCCAGACGUGCCUGCCCGAGCUGCUGCGGUUCCUGGGUCAGAACGUGCACGCCAGGAAGAACAAGAACGUUGACAUUCUCUGGCAAGCUGCUGAGAUCUGCCGCCGCCUCAAUGGGGUGCGGUUCACCAGCUGCAAGAGCGCCAAGGACCGCACGGCCAUGUCGGUGACGCUGGAGCAGUGCCUGAUCCUGCAGCACGAGCACGGCAUGGCCCCGCAGGUCUUCACGCAGGCCCUGGAGUGCAUGCGCAGUGAGGGUUGUCGAAGAGAAAAUACAAUGAAGAAUGUUGGAAGUCGCAAAUAUGCGUUUAAUUCCCUGCAGCUGAAGGCUUUCCCCAAGCAUUACAGGCCUCCUGAAGGGACUUACGGAAAAGUUGAAACAUGAACACACGGUUUCCUCUAAUUAGCUGUUAUGUAAUAAAUGUGGGUACCCUCUAGUGUCAUAUAUGAAUUCUUCAAGAAGACCUGAAGGAUUGGUUUUUACUUUUACGUUUUUAAAACUAUUUCACUGAAGAGUCUAUGGAGCAUGUUUUUUGCGUUGGAACCCAUAGCAGGUAAUGUUGGGCUCACUAGUGUGGAGAGUCAACAGCUGCCCGUUUAAACAGCCUUCAGCCAUAACCACACAGAUAUCAACAGUUACCUGUAUGAAUCAAGCCAGUUGCGUCUGAAAUGCGAAGACUUUUUAAAACGCCCACUUAGGCAGCUGCUCACCUAACUUAUUUUUCUACUGAGUAACUCAAAAUUGAGCAUUGAUUUACAAUCUACUUUUUAAAAAUCUCCAUGUAAAACGGUAAAUAAUAGUUUAAAUGAUUGGGUCCCGGGCAGACCACUAAACGUUAAACGUUAAGGGAAGUUUUGGGGAGAGACGCUCGCUCUGUCUCAUGCGGUCAGGGUGAGUGCUUCUGGUGCAUCAGCCUGCCUGUAACAGCACAGGUGGAACCAGGAGUUGAAGUAAAGGCUGAUAAAUCAGCCUGAGAUAAGACUUAUUAGAAGACAACACCUGCAAAGCUGUCCACACAGUAGGGGCCACCCCUGUCCCUUAAAGAACAGGGUGUCUGCUCGAGGACAUGAGGCCAGCCGUCUCCUGUUGCCGUAUGCCCCGUGUGUAGUCCACGGCCCCAGGGCAUGUCUCCCCUUCUUCCCCAGGUCAGGACCUCGCACGUGGUAUCGUCUGAUGCCUCUCAGUCAACAAUGGGGGAUUUUGCGUAGAGAUAGUGGAAGCCUAAAUAUUUUCAAAAUCGGUGUCCUCUGUUGGGUUUCCCAAUUUUUUGUCUUCUAGAAGACAAUACAAUCAUGUUUGAAUGUCUGAUCAAAGUGUCUUUUAGGUUUGCAAUAAUUGUUACUACUCAUUCUGUUAUGUAAGAUGGCUGUUGAGAAAGUUGAAAUAUCUCCUAAAAUGAGAUUUUGAAAGGGAUUAAUGGACCAUAAAACUUAGGAAUUUCAUAGAAAAUUAUGUCUGGUCAUCUAUUAUAAGAUGAUGAUGAGUCAUCUGCACAUAGCAGAGUUUUAUGUUUUUAUCAAUUCUGUUUUUAUCAUUAUUAUGUUUACAUGUUAUUUAAAAGGCUGUAAAAGAAAUGUAUGUGGCACAUAUCCAUGAUACUGAUCCUAAUGACUUGUGAACCCUUAGGAAGUUCCUUUAUCUAAAAUUCUAAAUGUUAUUCUUUGGGCUCCUCUAGAAAUGCCACUUGGAAACAUGUAACAAGCUUGGGCCUGGGGAGCUGAAGCACAGGCAAGACCACCCCUUGGCAGGGACAGAGGGUGGGCAUCAGGUAAGGGUGGAACCAGGUGACCUUUCAGAUGCUUUCCUCCUCAGAAGUCAGUGCACACCUGGAGCCUGCUGUCUCCUGACGCCCACUGGUGAGUGUGAACUGGUGUGGAGGGUGAGUCAGUGAGGCACCCUUGGCGCUCACCAGCCCCCGCACAGCUGGGUUCACUGUGGAGGGCGGAGGUGGAGAAACUUGUCCCGCAAGCCCACUGCACAGGUGGCAGCAGGUGGUAUCAGAUUCUCCUGCUGUUAUCGAUCCAUGUGCAAAGACAGCUUCCAGUAUGGCUGACUUAGUCUUUCACCUCCACCAUUUCAUUUGUCAUUUUCUAGUAUCUGUAUAUUUCCAUCUUUACUCAUUUUAACAUCAUUUUUAAAAACUCCCUUGUAUUUUUAAUGUUACUCAUACAACUUUCAGAUUUUUUUUUUUUUUUUUGGUCUGAAGAGCAUUACCUGCAUUUACCAAAAGGGAAUAUAGCAAAUGUUGUCAUCUGUUUGUGGUUUUGCAUGUGGCACCUUUAUAUGAAUAUUUUCCUAAUUUUGGCUUCAUGUUGGAUCACCAUAAAAGUCGAAGACUUGGCUAAUCACGUAGAAAAUAUUCAGGUUUCAGUAUUCCACCUGAGCGUUACUCCCCCGCUCCUGUGCGGUAGUCAGUCUCACAGCGGCACUGCGCGAUUACAAAGCUCGUUGAGUGGGGGCCACAUUGCCCAUCGUGGUGGCUGCAGGUACCCAGGUCACACGGGAGCUUUGAGUUUUCAGUUGGAGAAGGAAGGCAGUUUUACAGGUUCCCGUAAAAUGGAGGUUCCAUCAAGUGCUCCUUAUAUAAGGCACCCAUUUAAAAAGAAACGUUGAGACGUACUGAAAGCUCAGAUGUGACGUGGAUUCUGUGAAAGCGUCUGCAGCACAGUUGCCUUUGGUUUCCUUUAAAAACGUACAAAUACUGUAUAAUAACAGUUUUGUCCUUACACAAUUGUAUUUGCCAAGCUUAGUGCAUUAAGGUACUUUUAUUUAUUUGUUUUGGACAGUAUUAAUAUAUAUAAACAUAUAGUUACCGUUUUAUAUAUUCUUAGCUCAUUCAAAGCCAUGUAUGCUGUAAAUGUGCUAGUCUUUAGAAUGACAAUAAACAACUAACGAGAUCACUAAACCUGGUCUGACUGAUUCAUUCUGAUACAUUAGGAGGACUGGUUCUGUGGCCGGCAUCUGGCUGGACUGAUGGGCAUUGCAUUGAGCGCUCAGUGUUUGUAAACAUGAGACAUUUCUGUUUUAUAAUCCUGUUUUCACUUAGUUGGAAGUAGAGGGCAGUGAGGCGUGGGAUUCAGCUUCAGACAGACUCAGAUCCCUAUCCUGUUGUACCUUUCACUGGCUGGUGACUUUGAGCAGCUUGCUUGCCCUCUCUGAGCCUCCCUUCAUGUGCUAAGUAUGAAGUUGCUGCUUUUGCCCUUGGUCCCAGUGC
Balaenoptera ricei (Rice's whale) is the source of this 6150-nucleotide messenger RNA. It is a transcript of the gene INPP4A, whose product is annotated as inositol polyphosphate-4-phosphatase type I A. The record is from RefSeq and is a predicted model, not a curated record. Gene Ontology annotation, cellular component: cytoplasm. The transcript is spliced from 25 exons. Lineage: Eukaryota; Metazoa; Chordata; Mammalia; Artiodactyla; Balaenopteridae. The coding region runs from base 414 to 3320 and encodes 968 amino acids. Gene Ontology annotation, molecular function: phosphatidylinositol-3,4-bisphosphate 4-phosphatase activity.